AUGCCGCCAAAACCCAAACAACGCGCCGUUGUCAAGGCCUCUAAACCCUCCAAAUCCACCAUUCCCUCGCCCUUCACCCCCGCAUCCGCCGAGCUCUCCUCCCUCCUCUCCACCUUCAGCCGCGACACCGUCUACAUAACGCACAUCGACACGCACCCGGCAUGGUUCAAAAAGCGCAUCUUCAGCGUACCCGUCAUCCUCAACCUAGCCAUAACCUUGAUCCUUGCCCUGCGCGCAUACUACAUCCUACCUUACUACGCGCGCAUCAUCCUCUCCGUCAUGGGCAACCUCAAUGAAACAACAAUAUACUGGACGCAAGAAACGUGGGGCAGUAUGGCGUGGAAGGUGUUUAAGCGCAUGUUAAGCUUCAUGCUGGAUUUCCUGCUGUUCAGAAUUGUCGGACCCUGGCCGUGGUCCUUCUUCCUCGAACUCCCGGGUAAUCCCGUGUGGUGGCGGUGGAAGGUCGGGUUUCGCGAUCAGGAGGUGGUGAUUAGGCAGAGUCGCGGUUGGGGAGGCCAGGAUCUGUUGGGCUUGGAGGAGGGGAGUUCGGGGAAGGCGGGGGAGGAUAGUCCGUUUUUCAAGACGAGGAUACUGCCCGCGCUGGAUGAGGCGAGGCUCAGGGAGAAGACGGGGUAUUUGCUCAUGGAUGCGGACUUUGAUUUGGAUUUCUAUGGCAUGAUUGCGGCGACGCAACUGGUAGAUCGGAAGACGGUUACGAUGGAUAAGCUGCGAAAAGCCGUGUUUGUGUAUGUGGGCGAUUUGAAGGCGGAGGUGGAGAAUGGGCAGUGGGCGAUGUGGGAUUGCUCGGAAGCAGAGGGCGAAGAGUCGGAGACGGAGGCGAGGAACAAACUCAUGGCGUUCAAGGACAAGCUCACGGCCAUGGGCAAGGAGAGUUUGUUCUUCAAGUGGGUCGAGCUGGUGCAGUUCGAGAGUAACGCGCCAGGAGGCUUCACUCAGGAGAAGCAGGCAGAGACUGCGGAGAAGACGAAGAAGAUGUUUGAAGCGGAGGGCGUGGAUUGGGAAGCAUUCAGCACUUUUUAUUGGAGGAGGGAACAUGCCCGGAAUGUAGAUAUGGUUUGUGGAUAUUGGCUUUGCAUUGCAUUGAUACCCAUGUACACUUCUCGAAGCGAGUAA
Parastagonospora nodorum SN15 is the source of this 1134-nucleotide messenger RNA. RefSeq lists its product as hypothetical. The transcript has a single exon. The coding region runs from base 1 to 1134 and encodes 377 amino acids. The record is from RefSeq and is a predicted model, not a curated record. NCBI's taxonomy places the organism in Eukaryota, Fungi, Ascomycota, Dothideomycetes, Pleosporales, Phaeosphaeriaceae.